Messenger RNA from Pangasianodon hypophthalmus (striped catfish), 3078 nucleotides. It is a transcript of the gene cep78, whose product is annotated as centrosomal protein 78. Gene Ontology annotation, cellular component: centrosome. The coding region runs from base 134 to 2305 and encodes 723 amino acids. The transcript has 16 exons. Gene Ontology annotation, molecular function: protein binding. NCBI's taxonomy places the organism in Eukaryota, Metazoa, Chordata, Actinopteri, Siluriformes, Pangasiidae. The record is from RefSeq and is a predicted model, not a curated record.
AUUAAAAUCACAGAAGAAGACGAAGAAGAAAAUAAGGGCGUUCAUUUUUUAAACAGUCGCGGUACACCAACAACAAAUCCUCCCUGGAGGCGGUUGAUAAGGAAACAGCGAUAACAAACAGGUGCUUACGUGAAUGAUGCAGGGAUCUGCUCAGAUGAGACGGCGAGCGGCUCAGGACUUCGAGGCCUGCUACGAGUCCUUGUGUGCCACUCAGGGCUCUGCUCCUGUAGCUGCCGUGAGGUUGGGUCUGAGCCAAGGAGUGCUGGACUUUAACGGAGAUGCCAUCAGUUUCCCAGACUGGGCACCUAUACUGUCAGCAUUAGCCAUCAACAAACAGCUGCACCAUGUUGGUGUCAGAAGUUGCUACCUCGCUAAUCUGGGCUCUCAGGGUUCCUAUAAGACCUCCAUUAGGAAGAAGAUUCCUGUUAUCCAUUCAAAGAGCAUGACGUUUCAGCUUUGCAAAGCUGUGCAGAAAUGCCUGGGUGUUUCACACAGCCUUAAAACGCUGCACCUGCACGGGCUGCCUCUGAGAGAGAGAGACCUCGACACACUCACUAAGGGUUUGUCCAAGAGUGUGUCACUGGAGCAUUUGUCUUUGGCACACUGUCCCAUUGCAGACGAUGGACUAGAGACUAUCUGUCAGAGUGUGAAAUAUUCAACAACUAUUAAAACGGUGGAUUUCACUGCCUGUAAUAUUACGUGGCAAGGUGCAGAGCAUAUGGCAAACAUUAUAAAGAACCAGGCAGUGAGGCGACACAGCACAGCGUGGGCAGAGACUUUGCGGUACAGGAAGGCGGAGUUUGAGACGAUGGGGGGGCUUCGCAGGAUCACAUUUAACGAAAACAUUCUAAUCAGUGACAGAGGAGUGGCAUCCCUUGCUCAGGAGCUCACAGAGGACCUGUGGGUCAAAGCAGUGGAUCUGCAGCGGUGUGGCAUCUCUAAUGAUGGAGCUCGUGUUCUGGAGAAAAUGCUCCAGUCCAACACCACUCUGUGUGUACUGGACAUCCGGAGGAACCCCCUAGUGGAUAAUGAGCUGGUGAAGUCUGUGAUUAAGAAAGUGCUUAUGAACAAUAAAGGCCAGGACUCACAGUAUUUAUGGUUGAAGCCUCCAGCUAAAGAUGCAAAUGACUCGGGACAAGCGACCAGGAGAAGCACAGGAAGAGCUACCUACAGAAUCGUUAAAGGCUCACGGCGGGGAGCUUCAGCACAGUGUGGAGGGAGGCCUCCUCGACCUGGCAGUACUGGCUAUAUCCCAUGGCGCACUGCAGCACGGGCCAAACUUCAGAGGGGUCUCCCUCAGAGUGCCACAACAGCAGAUCGGACCUUUCAGCGUGCCUCCUCCAUUCGAGUCACAUUAGAGUCAGAGAGCGAGUCGGAGUCUGAGGAAAAUGAAAGUGUGUCGCUAAGUGUGCGUGCACAGAGUGCUCGUGAGAACAUUGGCAGCAGUCAGUUCAGACGUCUGCAGGCAGAUUACAGGAGUCUGCAGGAGCAGCUGGAGGAAUGCAAGCUCAGGCUCACCGAGGAGAGAAACGCAAGACUGAAAGCCACUUCUCGCAUUGUCGAGCUGGAGUUAGAGAACAGUCGCCUACGCAGUGUGAAUCAGUCUCUGUCAGAAGCUCACGUCAGUCACUCUGUCUUGGAGGACGAACAAGUGCUGGACAGCAUUGAGGCUUCCUUUCACAAAUUCCAUUCCUUCCUUGACCUGCUUAAAGACGCAGGCCUGGGUCAGUUGGCAUCCAUGGCCGGCAUUGAGCAGUCAGACUUCGGGCUUCUGAAUCAUCCUCAGCUCUCUUCUACACAGCGAAGAGGACAUGGAGACCAGACCAGCGAGCACAGGAAAGACAGCAUGGCUAUAACAAACAACCUUCAAAAAACAUCAAGACUUCAAUCCACUACAUCCUCCUCUGCAGCUUCUGUGGUCUCCAAGACCUCUCGUCAUCUCCAGUCCCCACGGGAGGUGAUCCUCACUCCAGCUCCGCUCCACUCCAACCCCUCACCUUCUCCUCUGGACCAUCCCGAGUCUCUUCACCCACAGCAGACUGUCUCUCCAACCCAUUUAAACUCAAACAGGGGGUCUGGCUCUGAUAAACCCGGAGGCAGCCGGGGCUCAAAAUCAGGCAGUUCAGCCAGCAGUGUCCAUCUUAGUGCUCACAGUAAACUCUCCUAUUCUUACAGAGAGGACUUCUCAGAGGGGAAGCUCUCUCCAGCUCUGAGCUCCAGAUCUUCCAGCGUGUCUCAGUUUGGUUCUGAGAGACUCAGUGUCUCUGAGGGCCAGAGGAAUGCUGUUGGACUGGCUGGUCUCUAGAUACAGAUCACGGUUUUAAUGUUUAGUGCCAACACUUGAAAUGUUUACAUGAUAGAUUGUACCAUUUAUAAUAACCUCAGUACUCUGAAAUAUAGAGUGGAUGUCGGAGAUGGUGUGAGAUAAUGAAAGAGAAAAGCGAUGCUGAGGAAUAUAUAUUAAUAGUUUUUGCAUUAUAAAUUUUAGAGCUAAACAUUGAUUACAGUUUUUACUGGAAUUGGUUUUUACUGAAGUUUGUUUUUAGUGUUUCUGAAUUUGUGAAAACUGAAUAUUGCUGAUAAUUGAGAUAGCGCCCUACUCCUUAUUCCCUACAAACCAAUAAGUGCAUUGUGGGUAUUCUGUACCUGCUAGAGUUGUAAUCAUUUGGCACUAACCUUCUGCUGUGCAUUGCUGGAUUUCAUGACUGUUCAAGUUAAUUUCCACUAUGCUUCUGGACAUUUUAUGUAGCUAAAGAAAUUAUGCCAAUGUUUUAUAGUGCCUAGCUCCAAAAUUAUUGAAUGUAUGAAUGAAUGGAAAUGAAUUUUUUGAUGUUGUUUUCAGUUGUGCUGUUGAGAUGCUCGUAGAGUGUCCACUGGAAGCCAUUUAUAACUUGCAGGGUUUUAAGACACAGGGUUUUGUUUUAUAGCUGUAUAUUUAUUGUGAUUCUUUUUGUUAAUACUAGAGUUGAUUGUUUCAAAUGGCAGUCUUGGAUAUGCGUAAAAUUACUGUUUACAAAUUGCUGUGACCCGCCUGAUGUCUGCAUUUGUAUCAGAAUAAAUGUGCUACCAAGUCAUGUA